This is a messenger RNA of Vicugna pacos (alpaca), 3851 nucleotides long. The record is from RefSeq and is a predicted model, not a curated record. NCBI's taxonomy places the organism in Eukaryota, Metazoa, Chordata, Mammalia, Artiodactyla, Camelidae.
GUGGUUUAAAAGCUUGGAAACCUUCAGACUCAUAAACCAUUCUGGAGAGCAUCAUAUGUAAUCUACAGGAAAAAGGUUAAAGAAUUUUAUUUCACCUUUCUUCACCGUUCUUCUGUGAUGCGUGAUAGUGAAUAUAUUUUAAUGUUUAUCUGUAAUAGGCUUUUUUCUAUGCUUAUGAAAUGUUAAUUACAUGUGUAUAUGUAUAUAUAUAUUUAGCACAUUCAUACAAAUGAAAAAUUAACUGGAUUAUCUAAUUAUAAGAAUGUCAGCAACAAAUGACAUAGGUGGUAUUUCACUUUUUACUUCUCUGGAAAAUUUUCAUUAAAAUGUCAAAAAUAUACAUGGUAGACAUAUACUUACUAAAAUUUGAAAGUUAUAUUUUUAAUGCAUAUUGGUUUUCAAGUUAUGAGAAUCAAUUUAUAAAUAUUUGUAGAUUUUCUCAGAAUCAAGAAGCAACUUGUAUUUCGCUUACUACCUUUUCAUUCAGUGAUUCAUCAUAUAUCUAUUUAUAAAUUAUCAGGAAGCCACAAAUUUCCUUGGAAAUUCACUGGUUUAUAUUUCCCAUUGUAAUCUUUAAAUACAUAUGCACAAUAGACUGUGAUGUAUAAAUUUCCAACCUUUUUUCUUAUAAUUGUCAUUGAGUUUGAAGUCUUAAUUUCUGGAUUUUUUCUAAGUGUAUAUUUUAUUUGAUCAUGCACUUCUGGGUCACUGGUGAGUGAAAAAAAAGAAUGGACAUAAGAAAAGAUUAGAGAGAAAAGUUUAUGAGAAACAAACGUGAACUUAAGAUACAUGUGACUUUUACAGGAUUGAUUUAAUCAUGGAAAGAAGAUUGAACUUAAUCUAACAUGUCAAAAUUUACUUAAAAUCAAGUUCGAGUUGAGACAUAAAGGAUAAACUUGCCCAGGGGCAAAGUGUUAACUUAUGAAUACAGUGAAAUGCUAUUAUUAUGCUACUAAAUGCUAUUAUUAUGGAGACAUAAUAGAGGCUCAAUAAAUGUUAAAUUUCACUUUUAAAUUUUGAAUCAAUAUAUUGGUUUAAGUGAUUUUUCCCUCCUUCUUCCACUGGAAUGUAAACUCCAUGAAUUUCACGAGCUUUGAAGUUGUCUACCGUUAUCUUCCCUCGGUGGCCAGACAAGACCUUGAUAAACUUGGAUGCUCAGUAAAAUACUUGUUGAAAAGAAUGAAUGAACGGAUGCCGUCAAAGUGGAAUAUGCUAAGUGAAGGAAUUGUUCCUAAGAGCUUUUCAUGUCAGGAGUGGUCAACAUAAUCUUCUGCAUUCGUUAAUGGAAUAACCAUGAGUAUAACAACACUGCAACAAUUUGGUGAGAUAAUAUUUGUGAUGUUUACCAUACCCAGAGUUGAGCUUAAAUUCUAAUUAAAAAUUAAAAGAUAAAACAUACUGAGUAACAUGACAAAAUUAACUGCUUUAACGCAAAGUGGCAAUUGUUCAGUAUUCCUAUUUAAUUGAGUCAUAAACUAUUGUCUCCUUUAUAUUAUAAGUUGAAGUGUGCCCUGCCUGAAUAACUUGAAAAAUGAAAAAAAUGUGUUUCUUUGUCUAAUUAUUUAGAGUAAUUAUCUACAAUGGCUAAAUCCAUUCAUCUCUUCUUUAUACUAUUUCCUCUUUAUGCAUCUCAACUUUCAUCAUAAACACUUAAUAUAAAUGACGAUGUUCAUGUUGACAUUGAAAAAGGUGAAGUCCAAUUUUUGUUUCUAUUGUGUUUUGCUUUCUGUGGGUAUAUGUUUCCCACUCCUACUCCAGAAUUCAGGUUAACAAAUGCAAAAUAGUCUCAGAAGGACAGGUAGGAUCCAUGAAACAGAAACUUCCAUUUGCAUCUUAACAAAUUGCAGGUCAGCAUACAGUCUGGACACCCAUUCUGUAGAGAAGCUGAAUUUUAUAGACAUAACUGAAAGUGUCUCCAUGAAGCUCUUUUGGAUUCCAUCACAAGGCAUUAAUUGGGGCAAUUUUAAGUGUUUAUGUAAUGAAAGAGACGAAAAUCAUUCUUCCAUCAAGCAGCAAUAUAUGCCUCAUUCUGCAGCAGGUAAUUCAAAAUCGAUGUGACAAAGAAAUAUUAGGGAUUGUCAGAUAUGCUAAGUGUAGGAGAAGGCCUCCUUCUUUUUGUAGCAGUUAGUGAGUCAGUACUGGGGGUUUUAGGGAACGGAUUUAUUGGACUUGUAAACUGCACUGACUGUGUGAGAAACAAGAAAUUCUCUAUGAUCAGCUUUAUUCUCACUGGCUUAGCUACUUCGAGAAUUGGUCUGUUAUGGAUAAUAAUUACAGACGGAUUUGUAAGGAUAUUCUUUCCAGAAAUGUAUUCGUCCGGUAACCUGGUUGACUAUAUUAGUUACUCAUGGAUAAUUCUGAAUCAAUUAAGUGUCUGUCUUGCCACCAGCCUCAGUGUCUUCUGUUUCCUGAAGAUAGCAAAAUUUUCCCACCACAUUUUUCUCUGGUUGAAGAGGAGACUCAACAGGGUUCUUCUCAUUCCGAUGGGAUUAUUGCUAAUUUCAUGGUUAUUUACUUUUCCACAGAUGGUGAGGAUUAUUAGUGAUAAUAGAAUAAGAAAUGGAAGUACAACUGGGGUAACCAACAUGCCCAAACAUAAAUACCUUACAUACCAGGUUUCUCUCAAUCUGGGGACCAUUCUCCUCUUUCUACUCUGCCUGAUUACGUGUUUCCUAUUGAUCAUUUCCCUUUGGAGGCACAACAGGAAGAUGCAACUGAAUGCCACAGGAUUCAGGGACCCCAGCACAGAAGCACAUAUCAAAGCAAUGAAAGUCUUGAUAUCUUUUGUCAUCUUGUUUUUCUUAUAUUUUGUAGGCGUUGCUAUAGAAACAUAUCACUAUACUCAGCCAGAAAACAAAGUGCUAUUUACUUUUGGUAUGGCAACCAUAGCCAUCUAUCCCUGGGGUCACUCAUUUAUCCUAAUUCUAGGAAACCGCAAGCUGAAGCAAGCCUCUUUGAAGGUACUGAAGCAUGUAAAGUGCUGGGAAAGAGAGAAACUUCUCAGAAUUCCAUGAUGGGCGUGGGGAGAACUGGACGUUCCAAGAGAACAAUCCAGUGAAGAAAUCCCUGAAGAUCUGUUUCACUUGCACUACUUUCUUGCACUGGUUUUAACGGUGCUAUUGCACAUCACUAGACUCUUCCAUAAUUAUUUUGACUGCAUCUCAGAUUUUAACUAAAUCUGUCCAAUGAGCUUUUAAUCCCACAUACAAAUUGAGUGGCUCAGUCAGCUUCUCUCCCUUGCAAUUGCUUCUUCCCACAUCCCCCCCCACCAGAGGAAAAACAGCUGUUCACUAUGACAAUAAUGACGGUGGAAUAAGUAUCUAAAGAUUUCUCCUUGUGCUUUACCAGACUUCUUGAAGCACUGACAGCCCUUCACCAAGAAAACCCAAAGGAAAAGAAACCAAGACAAAGUUAUGAUGAAUCUUGACAUUUAGAACAUGGACGUGAGAGACAGAGAAAGAGGUGCUUCUUUUGAGCAUGCGGUUUUAAUUCUUUAAAGGACUGCUUUUAUUUUUACUACUUGAAUCCUAAUGUCAUUAAGAAAAAAAGCUAAUGUGUGUUGUGAUGCAGUAGCAAUAGUCAUAGCAUGGGGAAAGAUCAGAGCGCCGAUGAAAUGAGUCUUUAUAUUUUUCAAAUCCAGUAAUUUGAGAUAAAGCUCGUCUUGAACUUCUUAAAUUAACUUCUGUGUCUAAUUUUUUUGGCUCUACUAGUAGUGCAAAUUUGGUCCCAAAUAUACAUGUGUUCAAGAUUACUAUCAGAAAUUUUCAGAACAACAAAUCUGUGCAUUCUCCCUUCAAUUCAGUGUCAUGGUCAAGAGAUAAGUACCUCUAAUUUUAACCUUCUGCUGACCA